CGGCGAGAUUGCUAACCCACAAUAAUGUCAAACGAUAUCGUUAAUCCUCUUCCUCUUCCCAUCGCUUCGUCAUCUCUUUGCCUUCCUCAUCACCUUCACUUAUAGAGUUGUAUCCUAUUACUACCGUCUAUCCCACCGCUGCAAACCACGAACCGGUCUCAACCGCACGGAACACAUUCUUCUCGAUCGAAUCAGGCCGAAUCAAAAGGGACAUUUACAGAAGUAGAAUCUAGAACAAAAUGGUCAAGGAAACUGGACUUUACGACACUCUCGGGCUUAAACCCACCGCUUCAGCUGCGGAGAUCAAGAAGGCUUUUCGACUCGGAGCCUUGAAGGAGCACCCGGACAAGGGAGGUGACAAGGAAAAGUACCAGGCUUUGCAACAUGCUUACGAGGUUUUGGCGGACGAUGACAAGCGACAGCUGUACGACCAGUACGGUGCUGCCGGUCUGGAAGGUGGUGCCGGUGGAAUGGGAGGGAUGGACCAGUCGGAUCUGUUCUCCCAAUUCUUCGGGGGUGGCGGUGGAUUCUUCGGUGGUGGUGGACCUGGUGGUCGACGACCACAAGGACCUCGACGGGGCAAAGACUUGGUUCACAGGAUCGGGGUCAGCCUCGAAGAUCUCUACAAGGGAAAGAUUCAAAAGCUCGCCCUUUCCAAAUCGACCAUCUGCAAGACCUGCGACGGACUCGGUGGAAAGAAGGGUGCCGUCAAGGAGUGUGGCGGGUGUAAGGGACAGGGUGUCAAGGUCCACCUGCGUCAACUCGGACCGAUGGUCCAGCAGAUUCAACAACCCUGUGGCGAAUGUGACGGAACCGGAGAGAUUGUGGACCCCAAGAACAAGUGUAGGACGUGUAACGCCAAGAAGACGACGCAGGAGCGCAAGAUCCUCGAGGUCCACAUCGACAAGGGUAUGAAGAGUGGACACCAGAUCAAGUUCCCCGGCGAGAGCGAUCAGGCACCGGGAGUCGAGCCUGGUGAUGUCGUCUUUGUCGUCGAGGAGAAGGAACACCCGCGGUUCAAGAGGAACGGGGACGACUUGAUCGUCGAGGCCGAGAUCGACCUGUUGACGGCUUUGGCUGGAGGAGAGUUCCAUAUCGAGCAUCUGGACGACAGGAUCUUGAGGGUCCAGAUCAACCCGGGCGAGAGCGUCAAGCCUGGCGACAUCAAGGUCAUCCCUCAACAGGGUAUGCCCUCCCACCGUCAUCACGACCACGGCAACCUCUACGUCAAGCUCUCUAUCAAGUUCCCGGAAUCGCUCACCCCGGAACAGAUGAGCGGGCUCGAAAAGUCGCUGCCGCCCAGAAGGAAGCUGAACAAGAUCCCUAGCAAGGUCUUCCAGGAGGAGGUCCACUUGGAGGAGCCUUCGGAGCGGGAGAAGCAGGGUGCCGCGAACGCCGAGGGCAUGGAUGACGAGGAUGAGGAUGAGCGGGGUGGACCGGGCGUUCAGUGUGCUCAACAAUAAACGCCUCUUCUCUGAUCAUUGUUAUACGAGCCCACCUUUUUACGAAUCUCCCAUGUUCCAAUAUAUUUUGCAUAGACGUUUCCAGCUUUCACUAGUGGCCGAGCAAAGUCUGCAUCCACAAAGUAAACAGAUGUCCGUUUUUUAAACAGCGUGAAAGUCAUUUAAAAAAACGACCAUCCCAAUUCCGUGAACGUGACAGACGACUAAAAGCCACAGAAACAUUAGUACUGGGCUGUCUGAUCGAAAUGAACCCG
Filobasidium floriforme is the source of this 1717-nucleotide messenger RNA. RefSeq lists its product as uncharacterized. Lineage: Eukaryota; Fungi; Basidiomycota; Tremellomycetes; Filobasidiales; Filobasidiaceae. Gene Ontology annotation, cellular component: nucleus; cytosol; cytoplasm. Gene Ontology annotation, biological process: protein refolding; response to heat. Gene Ontology annotation, molecular function: Hsp70 protein binding; ATP binding. The transcript is spliced from 8 exons. Bases 240 to 1463 code for a protein of 407 amino acids. The record is from RefSeq and is a predicted model, not a curated record.